AUGUGUCUGCUGGACGUUUAUGAACUGACCUUCAGCGACUUCUUCGAUGAGGAUAGACCAGACUACUACAUCCUCUCCCAUAGAUGGUUUGGCGCGGACGAUGAGGUGUCGUACGAAGACUUCAUUGAGGAAUUUUGCUACUUUAUCAAGGCGCGCAAUGAACGCAGCGUCAGGAGGACAAACUGGGCUUGGGUAGACACUUGUUGCAUUGACAAGCGCAGCAGUGCUGAGCUCACGGAAGCGAUCAAUAGUAUGAUCAAUUGGUAUGCCGAGGCUUCGGACUGUGUAGCGUACUUGUGGGACGUCGACACUUCGGAGUCCUUGAGGAAAAGCGAUUGGUGGUCUCGUGGAUGGAGUAAGUGCUUCUCCCAGCUUAGGGAGCUUCUGGCUCCGCGAACCGUCCUCUUCGUUGAUCGAGGAUGGGAUAUCGAAGGCCACAAGUGUGCCUGGAAUACAAUUAAUGAUAGCGGAGACUGCGUGGUGUAUGCUAGCGAGGCGCUAGCUCCUCCGCACCGUGGCCGUAACCUCAACUCGCAGAGAAGUAACAUUACUGGCAUUCAGGAAGAGUAUCGAAAUGUCUUCGCUACUUUGGCAAUCUACUGGGCUGCGAUUCGGCGCACGUCUAGGAUCGAAGAUCAGGCGUAUUCUCUCUUCGGCUUAUUCGACGUCAACCUCCCGUUGUUGUACGGCGAGCGAAGCCAUUGUCACACAAUUCGAUGA
This is a messenger RNA of Baudoinia panamericana UAMH 10762, 720 nucleotides long. RefSeq lists its product as uncharacterized. Bases 1 to 720 code for a protein of 239 amino acids. The record is from RefSeq and is a predicted model, not a curated record. NCBI's taxonomy places the organism in Eukaryota, Fungi, Ascomycota, Dothideomycetes, Mycosphaerellales, Teratosphaeriaceae. The transcript is spliced from 5 exons.